Messenger RNA from Pelagomonas calceolata, 1103 nucleotides. NCBI's taxonomy places the organism in Eukaryota, Pelagophyceae, Pelagomonadales, Pelagomonadaceae. The record is from the annotation of a GenBank genome assembly.
GCCCUUACGCCCUCCGAGCACACAGCUGCUCGCAGUGCAUCGCUGCUGCGACCUUAGAGGCGCCGUGGUCAAUCGGUAAUGGACGCGCUCGAAGCACUGGACGCGGCGUCGCGCUGCGACCUCGACGCGUACAGUAAGCCGCAGCUGCGGCAGCUCGUGGCCAAGGCGCACGAGCUCGCCGAGCGGGCAACAAAUGAAAUCAAUGAUCGAGAGUGCGCGUUCCCCGCGCGAUUGGCUCCGCUCGUGACGCAAUGGCUGCCGCUCGAGGACGUCGGCGCCGCGCUGUCAAGCAAUAAGCAGUGGCAGGCCACGUCCGAGUGGGCGUUCCAGCUCGUCGCCGCGCGGAGCAAGGUGGCGGGCGCGGCGGGCGUGCCCUGGCGCGACGUCGUCAAGGCGGGCGCGGCGCCACGCUGGACCGGAGAGGUCGAUCCAGAUACCGGCCACAUCGCGGUGCCCGGGCCGGACUUGGACGGUCGCGAGACGACUAUGCGCCGGUCGAAGAUUAAGGGGGGCUACGACGACGACAGUUUCUUCGUGGCCCGCGGGACGCCGCUGCGGCUGGGGCGGAGGCGCGCGUGGCGCCUGCACUUGACGCGGACGGCGGGUAUCGUCGACGCGGUCGGAUUUGUGAUCACUGAUCCGCGCCAGUGCCAAAUUCUCUUGGAGUAUCAUGUGAACAGCGACGGGGGCCGAUACGGCGCCAACAACCAACCGUGGUCGCGCGAGAUCCGGGUACAGGAGGAAGGUGAGGAGGACAUCUGGGCUGAGGACGCUCAACUCGAGCUCAGCGUGGAGUUGACCGGCGAAAAAUUCCAGCGGGAGCUCGCGGUCGUCCUGGCCGACGCGGCCGGACGCGGCAUCGUCGGCGGCACGAUCGACGCCGCGUGGACAAACGAUUUUUUCCGCUCUCAGUUCAUGGACUUCGCGCGGCGCUGCGACUGGAACGACUUCCGCAUCGCUCUGGAAGAUCUGUACGUCGCGCCCUUCGUGCGCAUCUACCACGACUCGACGGCGACGGUUGCGCGCGCGUCGUCGAAUCCCGCCAACGCGUCCCCGCCGAGGUUCUCCUUCCCGAACGGCAUCGGGGAAGAGUAAGAAGUGAC